CACACAUACACACAUACAUGUACGAACUCUCUUGCACUCUGACUGCAGACAGACAUGGCUCGCAAGAGUGUGCUGCCAGUGCUGCUGCUGCUACUUCUACAAGGUCACUGGACUCAAUGGACAGAGCAAGGCGUGCAGGCCACAGCGGUGCCGGAUGGGUGUGUGUGUGUGCGGGAAGUCAUGUUGGUACCCUGGAGAAACAUCUCUGACCUGAGCAUCGUGUCUGACAACCCUCUCUGCAGAAUACACAUUAUAAUCACACUGAAGGGGAAGCAGAAGGUGUGUCUGAACCCUGAUUCUGACCAGGGCAAAAGACUUCAGAAAUGCUGGAAAAAGUUCAAGAAGAACAGAGACAGGAAGAGGGCAUGUCUGAGACCAGCCAAGCCAAAAAAAAACAAGGCACACUAACUUCCCGUCAGCGCUACACAAACAAGACCGAAGUCGUCCUUCAACUGACUGCCUACAAUAUCAACCAUCAACCGUUCACUUCACUAACCGUUUUAACUUAACUUUUAUAAUACUGUAAUCCGUAAUACUCUGUUGCAUAGUGCCUACUCACAUUCGCUCAUAUUCAUAUACUCGUAUUGCUUUGUAAUAAAAAAAAAAAAAAAAAAUC
Molecule: messenger RNA, 616 nt
Organism: Alosa alosa (allis shad)
Lineage: Eukaryota; Metazoa; Chordata; Actinopteri; Clupeiformes; Clupeidae
Product: C-X-C motif chemokine 6-like
Exons: 4
Coding region: 55-408 (117 amino acids)
Biological process (GO): cellular response to lipopolysaccharide; antimicrobial humoral immune response mediated by antimicrobial peptide; neutrophil chemotaxis
Cellular component (GO): extracellular region
Molecular function (GO): CXCR chemokine receptor binding; chemokine activity
Source: RefSeq, a predicted model, not a curated record